CUUCGCGGACUGUCUCCCGACUCGCCGGCUGAGAGCCCUUUUUGACUGCGAGCGGCGGUAGCGGAGCAGAGGCGGCGGCGCGGGACCUGCAGUCGCCCGGGAUUCCCUCCAGGUGACGAUGCUCUGGUUCUCCGGCGUCAGGGCUCUGGCUGAGCGUCCCUGCCGGCGCUCGCCCGGGAUUACCUGCUGCGUCUUGCUGCUGCUCAAUUGCUCGGGGCUCCCCAUGUCUCUGGCUUCCUCCUUCUUGACAGGUUCUGUUGCAAAGUGUGAAAAUGAAGGUGAAGUCCUCCAGAUUCCAUUUAUCACAGACAAUCCUUGUAUAAUGUGUGUCUGCUUGAACAAGGAAGUGACCUGUAAGAGAGAGAAGUGCCCUGUGCUGUCGAGAGACUGUGCCCUCGCCAUCAAGCAGAGGGGAGCCUGUUGUGAGCGGUGCAAAGGUUGCACCUAUGAAGGAAAUACCUAUAACAGCUCCUUCAGAUGGCAGAGUCCUGCACAACCCUGUGCUCUACGUCAGUGCCAGGAAGGUGUUGUCACAGAGUCUGAGCUGCGAUGUGUUGUGCAUUGUAAAAACCCUUCCAAGCAUCUGGGAACGUGCUGCCCCACCUGUCCAGGCUGUGUGUUUGAGGGUGUGCAGUACCGAGAAGGGGAGGAAUUUCAGCCAGAAGGAAACAAAUGUACCAGGUGUUCCUGUGUUGGAGGCAGGACACAGUGCGUGAGAGAAGUCUGUCCCAUUCUCUCCUGUCCUCAGCACCUUAGCCACACUCCCCCAGGACAGUGCUGCCCCAAAUGUUUGGGUCAGAGGAAAGUGUUUGACCUCCCAUUUGGAAGCUGCCUCUUUCGCAGUGACGUUUAUGACAAUGGAUCUUCAUUUCUCUACGAUAACUGCACUGCAUGCACCUGCCAGGACUCCACCGUGGUGUGUAAGAAGAAGUGCUCCCACCCUGGUGGCUGCAUCAGAGGCGAGGAGAUGUGUUGUGAAGAGUGCCUCCUGCGCAUGCCUCCGGAGGACAUCAAGGUGUGCAAGUUUGGCAACAAGAUUUUCCGGGAUGGAGAGAUGUGGUCCUCUGUUAACUGCACCAUCUGUGCUUGUGUGAAAGGCAAGACAGAGUGUCGAAAGAAGCAGUGUGUUCCCGUCAGCAGCUGCCCGCAGGGUAAAAUUCUCAACAGAAAAGGAUGCUGUCCUAUUUGCACUGAAAAGCCCGGCGUUUGCACGGUAUUCGGAGAUCCCCACUACAACACUUUUGACGGACGGACAUUUAACUUUCAGGGGACAUGUCAGUACGUUUUGACAAAAGACUGCUCCUCCCCUGCCUCGCCCUUCCAGGUGCUGGUGAAGAACGACGCACGCAGGACCCGCUCCUUCUCCUGGACCAAGUCGGUGGACCUGGUGCUGGGCGCCAGCACCGUCAGCCUCCAGCAGCACCUGACCGUGCGCUGGAACGGCUCGCGCAUCGCGCUGCCCUGCCAGGCGCCGCAGUUCCACAUCGACCUGGAUGGCUACCUCUUGAAAGUGACGACCAAAGCAGGUUUGGAAAUAUCCUGGGAUGGAGACAGUUUUGUUGAAGUAAUGGCUGCCCCGCAUCUCAAGGGCAAACUCUGUGGUCUUUGUGGCAACUACAAUGGACAUAAGCGUGAUGACUUAAUUGGUGGAGAUGGAAACUUCAAGUUUGAUGUGGAUGACUUUGCUGAGUCCUGGAGGGUAGAGUCCAAUGAGUUCUGCAACAGACCUCAGAGAAAACCAGUGCCUGAACUGUGUCAAGGGACGGUGAAGGUAAAGCUCCGAGCUCAUCGAGAAUGCCAGAAACUCAAAUCCUGGGAGUUUCAGACCUGCCACUCAACUGUGGACUAUGCCACUUUCUACCGGUCCUGCGUGACAGACAUGUGUGAAUGUCCAGUCCAUAAAAACUGUUACUGUGAGUCAUUCCUGGCAUAUACCCGGGCCUGCCAGAGAGAGGGCAUCAGUGUCCACUGGGAGCCUCAGCAGAACUGUGCAGCUACCCAGUGUAAGCACGGGGCUGUGUAUGAUACCUGUGGCCCAGGAUGUCCCAAGACUUGUGACAACUGGAAUGAGAUCGGUCCAUGCAAUAAGCCGUGCAUUGCAGGCUGCCACUGUCCAGCGAACUUGGUCCUUCACAAGGGAAGGUGCAUCAAGCCAGUCCUUUGUCCUCAGCGGUGACCUUUGUUCUGCUCCUAAGACUUUGAAACUUGGUGUCCUUGACACUGAAGUGGAAGAGCCAAUGAAGGACUGUAGUAUUUGUGUGCUGAUUCUUCACAUACACACACACAGAGUGUAUAUGUGUACAUAUAUAGAUAUAUAGAUAUAUUCAGAAACAUUUCAUCAUUUAUAUAAACUAUAGGUGGAUUAUUAUAUGUAUAUUUUUUGCUAUAAGACAUGUAUCAUUUCUAGGAUCCUAACCUGUAAGCCAUUGGAUACAUUGUAUAAAUAAACCAGGUGUUUGUAAUUUAAUAAGGCAGCAUGCAGACAUAUUGGAUGGCUUUAACGUCACACACAUUUGUCAUUUUUAAGAAGUUUUCUAAGAAACCUAAAUUGCCUGCCUGCAUUAAUUUUAGCUUUGAAUCAAGACUUGCAGUUGAGUGGAAAAUGUGUUUCUCUGAAGAAGGGCAAAGUUAUCUAGAGGCAUUUCAUGCUUCCAAGGAGAGGAAUGUGUGCCUGAGAGAGAUGGCUGGUGAUUGGUGACAGGCCCUAAUGGUGCAUGGAAAGCAAGGGAUAGGUUGUUAGACUUUAUUGGGUCGUAGUCCAAUAUUAUUUCUAAAACCGAUUGGCUAGUUGCCAAGAAAUAUAUUAUUUGUCAGUUGAGCAUAACCAAAGAAUUGAAUGGUUUCUUGCCAUCUUUGCAUAUUCCUUGAGUCACCUAAUUAUACAUGUGUGUAUGAUGGAUGUGUCCAUUUAUAUGUCACAGUGAGAUUAAAGAAUGGUUGGGUGACAUGUUGGUUUUAUUGAGCAUGAGCAGAUAUUUGGAGAAACUUUUGCACAACAUGUGAGAAAGUAGCCAUUUCUUUGAAUCUUAGAGCAAUUUAGGGUGGGCAAAUAUAAUGAGUUGAUGUAAGUCAUUUACAUUGUGUGACUAUUCUAUGUGUAAAAUGAAAAUCACUAAUUAUUUCUAGAGGAUUCCUAGCCCAGUGCUAUUUGGUGACUGUUAGUAUGUCAUAAUUGUUAUGCAGGAAAGCCUUUACUGACCAGUUGAUUUAACAUCAGGCCAAAUAAACCUGGUCUCUGUACUUGCUCUAAUUUACUGGUAAUUUACUACUGGUCAUCAUGUGAGCUUUCUGACUUUUCAGUUGAAUAAAUGAAAAUGUCAACAAGACAAAACCCACUGAUGUCUAAAAAUACUAUGUUCCACAGUGUAGUAAAUAAAGGGCUUAAUAUUUAAA
Neomonachus schauinslandi (Hawaiian monk seal) is the source of this 3393-nucleotide messenger RNA. RefSeq names its product BMP binding endothelial regulator (gene BMPER). The coding region runs from base 119 to 2176 and encodes 685 amino acids. The record is from RefSeq and is a predicted model, not a curated record. The transcript has 15 exons. NCBI's taxonomy places the organism in Eukaryota, Metazoa, Chordata, Mammalia, Carnivora, Phocidae. Gene Ontology annotation, molecular function: protein binding.